Messenger RNA from Anisakis simplex (herring worm), 288 nucleotides. NCBI's taxonomy places the organism in Eukaryota, Metazoa, Nematoda, Chromadorea, Rhabditida, Anisakidae. The record is from the annotation of a GenBank genome assembly.
AUGGUGAAUGCAUCGAUGGAAUUGGUAAAUACAGUUUACUCUCGUUUGAUAGAGCAGAAUCUGGAUUGUUGUAAAUUUUGCUUCGAUACUUGCUCACUGGUUCAGCCAUGUUCGUGUCAGCCGGGUUAUGAGGGUCGGUACUGUGACCAGAAGGUCGACUUUUGUCAUCCAUCACCGUGUCUGAACGGUGGUAGUUGUAUUGCGCGCAAUAAUUCUGCUGUAUGCACUUGUGCUACUGGCUAUUUUGGAGCAAGAUGUCAGCAGAAUGUGAGUGCUUUUUAUCACUAA